This is a messenger RNA of Opisthorchis viverrini, 216 nucleotides long. RefSeq lists its product as hypothetical. Lineage: Eukaryota; Metazoa; Platyhelminthes; Trematoda; Opisthorchiida; Opisthorchiidae. The transcript has 2 exons. The record is from RefSeq and is a predicted model, not a curated record. The coding region runs from base 1 to 216 and encodes 71 amino acids.
AUGUCCAUUGCUCGUAUUGAUCACAAAGUAAAAAUCAGUACCGCAUUUGUAGAUAAACCUCCAUUUGAAAGAAUUGGCUUUUGGGGUUUUGCGCGUAACUCGAUGUGGUUCAACGGAUUGCUGGAAUUAAUCUAUAGUACUCAAAUCAGGAAAUCAAAUCUCAAGUACCCGAUGGAUCUCAGACGUUCAGCCCAAUUGGAAUCUGGAACUUUGUAA